Molecule: messenger RNA, 2015 nt
Organism: Erythranthe guttata (spotted monkey flower)
Lineage: Eukaryota; Viridiplantae; Streptophyta; Magnoliopsida; Lamiales; Phrymaceae
Source: RefSeq, a predicted model, not a curated record
GCAUGCAUUAAUUAUUAGUGCCAAAAAUGGCUGAUUCUUCAUAAGAUAUGUCUACUUCCUUUUCAGUAAUAACUUCCUAAUUAAUCAAAAUAUCUUCUUAUAUGCUCAAAACCAUAAUGGAAGAAUAUAUUAUUUAAGCUUUUCCAGCUUAUACAUUAAGUUUUUCCAUAAUCUCGAUUCUUUUAUUCAGUUACGAUGUGAAAAAAGGAAUUUAAAUUCGACGAAAAAGCACUUCACAUGCGUAACACAAUUACGGUUCAAAGUUCCUUAGGUUUGUCCUAAUAUGGAUAUUAAUCAUUCUUGCUUACCAGCUAAUUUCCUUGUUUAGAAAUUGCUUCAUAUUCCCAUAGGCAUAAAUUCGCAAACUUUUUUUUUCUGUUUUCUGCAACGAAUAUCGAUAUCAGAUCAUCAAGAGAUUUAAGGGUUUGAUUCAAUGUAGUCAUGUAGAUGCCGUAAUUUACAACGAAUUCUCGUCUUUAUUUAUUCGUAAUCGAUUUUUUUUUAUGAAUUAAUUUAUGGGAUUAUUUUUUUUUUGUUGCAGGAGGAAAUUACGAGCCCGUUUGGAGCUCAAAUGUUCGAUUUUUACGAGUCAGAAUUAUUUCCGGAAACCCUACAAAAUUCGGAAGUUGCUUCAAGUUCGAAUUGCUGCUAUGAAGAGCACUCUUCGUAUCAAACACCUCUCGACACAAACAAUUACCACAACAAUAAUAAUACAUUAGAUAAUAACGAUAUGAACUCCGCCGGAGGAGGCGGCGGCGCCGCCGGACCUACAACUCCGGCUGCCGCGGAUGCCGCCAGCAACCUUUCAGUAUUUCUGGAAGAAUACCAGAUAAACAACAACGACAUAUCAGCGUCUAUAGAUUUUACACUUUCUCCGUCGUCUUUUCCGGUCGUCGCUCAAUACCCGGAACCCUUUUCACUGAACAACCAUACCUCGUUCGCCGGAGAUGCUGCAGAUAUCGGGCAGCUGUACACCUCCCACCAAUACACGCCGCCGGAGCAGCGGCAGGUGUUGGGGCCUCCAGCGAGUUUUAAAGAGGAGCUCAUGAUGCGUUGUGUGCCGCCGUCGUUCAUCCACCUGAGGAGUUCUUCUUCUCCGGCGGGCGGCGGGAGUCCGUUUGACCACAUGAUGGGACCCAGCUAUUUGCCGCCGUCGGCGGCGGCGGCGCCGCCGUUCGCGGCGUUCGAUAAUAGUUUGUUUUUGGGAAGCGACCAAGAGUUGGAUUUUCAAGGAGAUAAUAUUGGUGGACUCUUUUUACAGGAUUCCAUGGCCAGGGUUUUUAAUUUCUCCAGCGGCGAUCUUCAGUUAAGCGGCGGCGGCGGCGGUGAACAGAGGCAGCAGCAGAAUAAUAUGGUACAAGGUAGUCCGAUAAGUACAAAUCUGGUAACAGAGAUUUCGGGUCUGGAAGAUCCGAGUUUUAAGGUUGGUAAACUCUCUCCUGAAGAAAGGAAAAAGAAGAUCCAUAGAUAUUUGAAGAAACGAAAUGAAAGAAAUUUCAGCAAGAAAAUCAAGUAUGCAUGCCGGAAAACGCUAGCGGACAGCCGGCCGAGGGUAAGAGGAAGGUUCGCGAAAAACGAUGAACUAGCAGAGCUUGCAAGAAAUGCAUACACAAACCAUGGUGAUGACACAGAUGAUGACGUGGUGAAAGAAGCAGAAGGAAUGGAAUCGGCAGAUAUGUUUGCACAGAUAAAUGGAGUAAAUAGUUCAUUCAAAAGCAAUUAUCCAAUCCAGUCUUGGAUUUAAUUGACCUAAUUUUAUUUAACUAUUUUUUUUUUUAUUUAUACCAAAUUAAUAUUAUAAUUUAAAUCAUCAAAUUAAAUAGUGGAAAAGCUCGGUUGUUAGCCUUUGUAUUGGGCUAGUAGUUACUAUGAUAGUUUGCAAUUUUGUUAAUAGUAAAUUGUGUGUAUCACUAUUUUAUAAAUCUUAGCAAUCAAUUUUGUAUUGAUACUAUUUACUAUUACUUUCAAACAACAAUAAUAUUAUUUUAUUUAUUUCUCUAGAAUUGAAAUAUAAA